Syngnathus typhle (broad-nosed pipefish) is the source of this 4370-nucleotide messenger RNA. RefSeq names its product transducin-like enhancer protein 1. The record is from RefSeq and is a predicted model, not a curated record. The transcript has 20 exons. Lineage: Eukaryota; Metazoa; Chordata; Actinopteri; Syngnathiformes; Syngnathidae. Gene Ontology annotation, biological process: negative regulation of canonical Wnt signaling pathway; regulation of DNA-templated transcription. Gene Ontology annotation, molecular function: transcription corepressor activity; protein binding. Gene Ontology annotation, cellular component: transcription regulator complex; nucleus. The coding region runs from base 728 to 3082 and encodes 784 amino acids.
UUAGCUUGGAGCGUGAAACCGCGUGAGAAAGUUGCCAUUGAAGGGGGAACUAUAACCGGACGACGGACUACUGCUCCAGCCGCUGCAACCACGAUCGCCUCUUUGGAAGUAGUUGUUAUCCAGACUAGCAUAAUAUUUCCUUUUAUUUUUUUUUUCUUUUGCCUUCACUCGACUGAAAUGUGUCCACCAUAAGUCAGCGGGGAGGUAAAUAUUUCAAAAUUAUCCAUUUUCCGGAUGGCUCGAGUGAAGCAAGUAGGGGCUUUUCAGUGCAAUUAACUCGGCGAGGAAUUUGUUACUUACGGAGAACCCCCCCACACCCCUUUGACUUGGAAUAUGCCGGAGCAAACCUGACAAAAACAACAACAAAAAAGCUCGUUGCCUACCCAGGCCUUUUCAUCGCUCACCUGCUUCUUUUACGCCUCAAGCUUAAUGAGCCGCUCCCCCGCGUGCUUUUCUGCCUGAUUUACGCCCCCCCCCCCCUAUCCCCCCUGCCCGCGGGAGUGUAGGGGGCUAGAAACACCCGCAAGAGGAGCUCGUUAAACGCCUUGCUUGGCUCCCAAGUGUCGCUCGUCGUGUGCAAACGACGACGGAUGGCUUGGUGAACCGGAGCAGCACAUCGGCAGCACCAACCUCAUCACCGACCCCCUCCGAGUUUGGUGCCACUCAAGGGGAGCAUCGUGACGGAAGCGAGAGGAGCGCCCCCCUCUCCCCUCGUCCGGAGAUAACAAUGUUCCCCCAGGGGCGACACCCGACGCCCCACCAGGCUCCGGGUCAACCCUUUAAGUUCACCAUCCCAGAAUCCCUGGACCGCAUCAAGGAGGAAUUCCAAUUCCUGCAGGCUCAGUACCACAGUCUCAAGUUGGAGUGUGAGAAGCUGGCUGGUGAAAAAACCGAAAUGCAAAGACACUAUGUCAUGUACUACGAGAUGUCCUACGGCCUCAACAUCGAAAUGCACAAACAGACGGAGAUUGCCAAGAGACUCAACACAAUCUGCGCACAAGUCAUCCCCUUCCUCUCGCAGGAGCAUCAGCAGCAGGUGGUCCAAGCGGUGGAGCGGGCCAAGCAGGUGACCAUGGCCGAGCUCAAUGCUGUCAUCGGGGUGCGGGGACUGCCCGGCCUUCCACCUACGCAGCAUAUAGCACACAAUCACGGCGGCGCCCCUGUGCCCCUUACGCCCCACCCGGGUGGCCUGCACCCCUCUCAGCUGGGCGGUUCGGCCAGCCUGCUAGCGCUGUCGGGAGCACUUGGCGCCAUGCCGCCGCAUCUUGCCGGGAAAGACGCUUCUGACAAAAAGCCACACCUUUCCGGGCCUGACUCGCACCCUGGAGGAGCAGAGCACUUGAGAGAUAGGGAACCUGGCACAAGUAACUCGCUACUGCCCGAAAGUCUCCGCAACUCAGACAAGCGACGGAACGGACCCGACUUUUCAAACGACAACAAGAAGCGCAAAGUGGAGGACAAGGACUCAAGCCACUACGACAGCGACGGGGAGAAAAGCGAUGACAAUCUAGUGGUGGAUGUCUCAAAUGAGGAGCAGCCCUCGCCUCGCGGCACGCCCCUCCCCUCCCCAAGAGAGAACGGCUUGGAUAAAGCACGCCUCCUCAAGAAGGACCCCUGCAGUCCCGCUUCGACCGCAUCGUCGGCUAGCUCCUCCUCCCUCAAAUCCAAAGAGAUGGCAAUGCGAGACAAAGCAGGCACACCCGGGCUCAAGUCAAGCACACCCACACCAAGAGGGGAUUCCACUCCAGGGCCGAGCGCCACACCUGGUGUCAGGCCCAGCCUGUCAAAACCCCCCUCCAUGGAGAUCCCCCAUCCACCUACUGCAGGUCUUAGGACACCUCUGACGGUGCCCGGCCCGUACCCAGGAGCGUUCAGCAUGUUGCCUCACGCGGCCGGGAUGAACGGCGAGCUAGCCGGAGCAGCCAGCGCCGCUGCCUACGCUGCCGGACUCCACAACAUUUCGCCUCAGAUGAGUGCUGCUGCCGCCGCCGCUGCAGUGGCGGCAUAUGGCCGCUCCCCUAUGGUCGGCUUUGAUCCGCACCCUCACAUGCGGGUUCCAGGAAUGCCUCCCAGCCUGACGGGAAUCCCUGGUGGCAAGCCUGCCUACUCCUUCCAUGUUGCGGCCGAUGGUCAGAUGCAGCCGGUGCCGUUUCCCCCCGAUGCCCUGGUGGGCCCAGGUAUCCCUCGCCACGCCCGCCAGAUCAACACGCUCAACCAUGGCGAGGUGGUCUGCGCCGUCACAAUCAGUAACCCCACGCGGCACGUCUACACGGGCGGGAAGGGCUGCGUCAAAGUGUGGGACAUCAGUCACCCUGGCAACAAGAGUCCGGUGUCGCAGCUUGACUGUUUGAACCGGGACAACUACAUCCGCUCGUGCCGCCUCCUCCCCGACGGCCGCACUCUGAUUGUGGGCGGCGAGGCCAGCACGUUGUCCAUCUGGGACCUGGCCACGCCCACCCCGAGGAUCAAGGCCGAGUUAACGUCGUCGGCACCGGCGUGCUACGCUCUGGCCAUCAGCCCGGACUCCAAAGUGUGCUUCUCGUGCUGCAGCGACGGAAAUAUCGCCGUGUGGGACUUGCACAAUCAGACGCUGGUUCGGCAGUUCCAGGGCCACACAGACGGAGCCAGCUGUAUUGACAUUUCCAACGAUGGCACCAAGCUGUGGACCGGAGGCCUGGAUAACACCGUCCGGUCAUGGGAUCUGCGAGAGGGACGUCAACUGCAGCAGCACGACUUCACGUCGCAGAUCUUCUCUCUUGGCUACUGUCCGACCGGAGAGUGGCUGGCCGUGGGCAUGGAGAGCAGCAAUGUGGAGGUCCUCCACGUGACCAAGCCGGACAAAUAUCAGCUGCAUCUCCAUGAGAGCUGCGUGCUCUCCCUGCAGUUUGCCUAUUGCGGUAAAUGGUUCGUGAGCACCGGGAAGGACAACUUGCUUAACGCGUGGAGAACUCCUUACGGUGCCAGCAUAUUCCAGUCUAAAGAAUCCUCCUCAGUGCUCAGCUGCGACAUAUCUGUGGACGACAAGUACAUUGUCACCGGAUCCGGGGACAAGAAGGCCACUGUCUAUGAGGUCAUCUACUAAUACGGCAAUGAAAGGCUGAUCUCAACUCGGAAAGAGAGAACAAGACAAACAAAAGCGUUUUGCAAAAAAAAGCCGGACCAAGGCAGAUGUUACUGGAAGCUUGGAAGGCGGCCUGCCCUCUUUUCUCUGGAUGACUUAACGGGCGACGGGACCAUACAUUUUUAUUCAAGCGGAGUAAACACUGAAGCCAACAAGCAUCGCUGGAAAACGCCGACCCAUGGCAAAGCAGACAAAAAAGGUGGACAUGAGCCAAGAAGAAUCUCGGAGGCGGAGAGCGUUGUGCCUCUUUGCCCUCUGAACCGCAGACACACAACACCACCGCUCGGAGACGCCCACGCCAUCUCCGCGUGGCCUCUGCCGUCCUUACAGCCAGUCCACCUACACACACUAGAUUCACACAAGCGGAUCCAUUUCUACCGUCUAUUGUCCUGAGGCGCGCACAGCAUUUUACCAUCUAAUAGCAAGGCAAUGGACCUUAUUCAACUUUCUGUAAAGUCCUCCAAGGGCUACGCUAAAUUCAUGACAAACUAUACUACAACAAAUCCAUAUGAUGGGCAUUUGUGAGGGAAUAUAUAGAAGUUAGGCAACACGAUGGAUUUGUGGUUAGUAACUCCAAGCAUGGAUGCAUGGUUUGGGGGAUUUCUCAAAAGUUUUCCCACUUCUGAUGAUCUCAUACUACAUUCAAGAAUUAAAACACAGUAAACCAAAUAAGACUUUGUAACAGACACUUUAUUUAUACAGGGCCUUAACUAAAUCCUUAUUUUAAUUUGGUUUGUUCAAUUAGGGAUAGGCAUCUAAAUUCAAUGAUUUCAUAGAAUAUUCACAAAAAAAAGAAAGAGUUUGAUUGUGCUGAACUUCUGUUUCCAAGCUGCCUGCCAUUGUGACAUUCCACUCGCUUCAAGAUGCCAGUAAUCAAAUAAGUCUUGACGAUCAAUCGACGAUCGAUUAUUAUGCUCAUCCCGAGUCGGGAUGAACAAGGAUCAAACUGCACCCCCAUGGAAACAACGACGAGCAUCAGUGUUGAUUAUGUUUUUGCGCCAUUUAAAAUCGCAAGAUUUCAUAACUGUGCUUAUGUUGGUGUUCUUUUUUUUAAAUCUAUUUGUGUCCGUUGAAUGUUUGUAAAAAUGUAUAUAUAUUUCUUUUUUUUGUUGGUUUCUUAUGGGAUGUUGUUUAGCAAUAAAGUGUUUUUUGUACAUCUUUUACAUGGAAAGAAAAUGUUGAAGAAAAACUAAAUGGUCUUAACAGCUCAUCUGAAAAGUUUAGAUAAUAAAUGGUGUUGUUUUGGUAA